Messenger RNA from Branchiostoma floridae (Florida lancelet), 963 nucleotides. RefSeq names its product gamma-butyrobetaine dioxygenase-like. Gene Ontology annotation, molecular function: gamma-butyrobetaine dioxygenase activity. The coding region runs from base 1 to 963 and encodes 320 amino acids. The record is from RefSeq and is a predicted model, not a curated record. Gene Ontology annotation, cellular component: mitochondrion. The transcript is spliced from 6 exons. Gene Ontology annotation, biological process: carnitine biosynthetic process. Lineage: Eukaryota; Metazoa; Chordata; Leptocardii; Amphioxiformes; Branchiostomatidae.
AUGGCAUUGUACGUGGGCUUGAGAGGAGCGCAUCUGCGUAUUUUCGAGCUCGUGUCUCUCCAACGAGCCAACAAGUUGAUAAGUCGCUUUAUGACGAGGCCAUACACCUCAUUUGCCGCCAACACUGGAGUGUCUCAGGCAACCGCCACGGCCAGGCCGAUCGCGAGCUCCCCAAAGCUGUUCCUUCCUAUCGGCUGGUCGGGCAAUGGUCACGCGAGGGGGCCGCAGGGCCUACAGCUGGGGCCCGCCAGGGAAUGUAGCAUGUUUUACGGACAUUCCGAGGCUUCUCCAGGUAAGGGGAUCGGAAAGGUAAAGUUGACGGAUGCUGAAGGCGCUGUGGAGGUGGAGUGGUCCGCGGGAGGGGUGAGCAAGUACCCGUACGUCUGGCUGAGGGACAACUGUCAGUGUCCCAUGUGUUACGAGUCGGAGUACGGCAACCGCCUGAUUCUGACGUCAGAGCUGGACACGGAGAUAGUUCCCGCCAGGGCUGAAACACGAGGCACGGAGAGCGCGUUGCACGUGACGUGGCCAGACGGACACCAGAGCCGGUACGACUGGCAGUGGUUGCGGGACCGCUGCUUCAGUUCCCAGGCCAGGGCCGACAGAGAGAGGCGAUGGAAGAAUAUGAAACAGCUGUGGGGCGCUGACAUCUUAGCAAACCUCCCCAAAUUUGAGUUUCCCGCGCUCCUGACAGACGAUCGAGCUCUGUACGACUUCAUGUACACCCUAGACACCGUCGGCCUCGCUCUGGUGCAGAACAUGUCACGUGACGUCGGGCAGGUGAAGAAACUAGCCAAUCGCGUGUCGUUUCUCAAGCCGUCUGUCCAGAUGCAGCACUUCAUUCAGCAGACCGAGGGGGAGGGGGGCACGAGUCACCUUGCGGAUGGUUUCCACGCCGCCUGCCAGCUGCGGGAAGAGAAUCCAGAGGCCUUCCGACUCCUCAACACCUUCAAGCACAGAUGA